GGCUUUUUUCUAGAUUUUUUUUGCAGACGAUGUGUUGAUCAAACAAAGCGCUGCGCUGAGUAUUACUCCUCCACUCCGUCCAUACUUCAUAUUGCUGCCUAAUUUUUUACCACAAAUGAACUCGAAUACAGAGAAGAAGACAACGAAGACAGCCAAGGCUGGUGGGUAUCAAGUGCCGUGGAUUGAAAAAUACCGUCCUCGCAAGCUGSAAGACGUUGUAGGAAACGAGGAAACUUUGGUUCGACUCCAGGCGAUCGCGAAAGAUGGAAACCUCCCUAACUUAAUUCUUUGUGGACCACCAGGAACGGGUAAAACCACAAGCGUCCACGCAUUAGCACACGAGUUGCUUGGGGAUUCGUACAAAGAUGGUGUGUUGGAACUGAAUGCAUCCGAUGCUCGUGGUAUCGAUGUUGUACGUAAUCGCAUAAAGUCGUUUGCGAUGAACAAGGUCACUCUUCCCAAGGGCCGACAUAAGAUUAUUAUUCUAGACGAAGCAGACAGUAUGACCACCGCUGCCCAGCAAGCCCUACGAAGAACGAUGGAAAUAUACUCUAACACUACUCGAUUUUGUUUGGCUUGCAAUGUAAGCACCAAAAUCAUUGAAGCAAUCCAAUCCAGAGCUGCUAUUUUGCGCUACAGCCGUUUGUCCCACGAGCAGAUUCUUGCAAAUCUGUUGAAGGUUUGCCAGGCAGAAGAGAUUCCCUAUACAGAAGGUGAGUUCAUUCAGAUAGUUUUAUGUUUGAAACUAUUGUUGACACAUGGAUAAACAACGCGUUCGAAACGAUAGGCAAUCACAUCAUCGAAUGAAUUUCAUAGCAAUAAUAUCAUUUUUCAUGACUACGACGACAAAAGAUAUUUCUGGUCGGUGCAAAMGCUCUUGUGUCACUCAAAUCUUGGAAUUUUCUACUUUUCUCCCCAUUUAGACGGCUUGGAAGCAAUUCUGUUCACAGCCGAAGGAGACAUGCGCCACGCAUUGAACAACUUGCAAGCAGCUAGUUCACUCGCGAAGGGGGCUGGGGAUAUGGUCAAUCAAAAAUCUGUAUUUCAAGUUUGUGAUCAGCCUCAUCCGACAAUUGUGAGGGAUAUCAUUGAUUCAUGUGGGAGGGGAAACCUGCACGAGGCGAUCGAACAACUCGAUGAAUUGUGGAGUUCGGGGUAUGCGGCUAGCGACAUAAUCGGAACUGUUUUCAAGGUCACCAAAGCGCAUGAUAGCCUGCCAGAAGGCGAAAAACUGGAAUUUCUACGAGAGAUUGGCUUUACUCACAUGCGAAUUUCCAAUGGGGUGAACUCAUAUUUACAGCUACUGGGACUGAUUGCGCGCUUGUGCCAUAUGGUAGAGGUGACACAACAAUGAAACUUUAAGCUGAAACACUGAAUGUUGAAUGAAACGCUGAAGCUUUUGAAUGAAUGAAUGCAUUGUGAAUUGAUUCAUAUUGCUCUUUACAUUUUGUAUCCCAUGAAAAAUCUCAAUGCAAUUUUAGUAAGGCACYAUGUCCAUGGAAGUAGCUACUUCACUAAUUUGCUAACAAUACCAAUCUAGUUUUGCUUCAAGAGCUUUGAAAGUGCUUUGGUUUGGAUACAAUAUGUGAUACUUUUGAAAGCUCAAUAACAUUGUGGACGUUUUGAGAAACAACGCAAGGUAUUCCAAUAGAGUAUUCUGAACCAU
Messenger RNA from Pseudo-nitzschia multistriata, 1666 nucleotides. The record is from the annotation of a GenBank genome assembly. NCBI's taxonomy places the organism in Eukaryota, Bacillariophyta, Bacillariophyceae, Bacillariales, Bacillariaceae.